UCUGCGAUCUGGUCUCUUGUCAACUGCCCCCCAUACCUCACUGCAAAGAUGGUCUCCAACUGAUCCAGACAAAUCCUGGAGGAUGUCGGCCUGAUUACGCUUGCGUCUGCAAAAAGGAAGAAUGCGAGCCAAAGCCCACCCCGAUCUGCCCACCGCACCGUAAACUGAUUUGGGUGAAGACUCAGUGCUGUGACGAAUAUCGGUGUGUUUGUAGCUGUAACAAUUCCACAGUGACCUGCCCACCAGGUUAUCUCUCGUCGUCUGUCACCAAUGAUUGUGAUUGUACAUCUACUACAUGCAUUCCUGAUCAGGUGUGCGUCCACCGCAACAUUGUCUACCCUCUUGGCAUGACCUGGGAGGAAGGCUGUAAGGAAUGUUCUUGCACCAACAUGAAAGAUGCAGUCACAGGACUCCGGAUUACAGAAUGCCUGGAGAAAGGAUGUAGUAUGUCCUGCCCAGCG
Molecule: messenger RNA, 461 nt
Organism: Thamnophis sirtalis
Lineage: Eukaryota; Metazoa; Chordata; Lepidosauria; Squamata; Natricidae
Source: RefSeq, a predicted model, not a curated record